AUGUCCAGCUCGGCCAGAGACCAGGCCUUGGUGGCAACCUUUGCAUUCGGUGCCGUCGUCUGUGCCUCUCUGGGGACAGUAUUAUUUCAUCUCAGAGGCGGGGCUUUAUCGCUCUUUCGAGGCGAUCUGAGGCUGGUCCUCGCCGGUUUUCUUCUGUUCGCUUCUCUAUGGGCUGUCGAUGGCUUCGUUGCUACCUUUAUCGACCAAACUUCUGCGUCAGGAUGUCAAAUCGCCGUUGCAUUUGCUGCCGCAUUCGACCAACUCGCCCGAGUCGUGCUCGAAGAAUUUUUAUUCUGGGCUAUGAAAAGCGAUACCCGAGCUACUUGUGGUGUCUUAUUUCCCCAGGCUGUCUUCUUUCUUCGCUUCAUCAUUGGUGGCGUCUUUGUCGGUGUUCAACGACCACAGUUCGACCCAGUAUGUGUGGCCACAAAUCUACUCUGGCCACUCGGCGUUGCGGUUCUGUGUGCGGAUGCCUUCAUUGUCCUUACUCUUGUGACGAGAGCUUCUUCGGUAGGAGUCUUUCGAGACAUGAGAGUAAAAGGCCCUGUUGGGUCUCGAUCCAGGGGCAUCGCUUUGAUCAUGAUGGCCUUGGGUCUUUGGAUUCCACUGAGUGUUCCUAUGAUUCUAGGAAUCAGUUCGUUCGGUAUCGCUACUCGUACCGCCCUUCCCGCUGUUGGAGUGCUGCUCGUCAUAGGCGUCAUUGCUUUCUACUUCAAAGAUGUGGUUUUGCCACUAAAGGCAAUUUCUCAAAAAACUGCAUCGUUUCUCAACAAAUUUCCUGGUUUAUCCGAGGCAGCGCCUCCGCCAACAAGGGAGCCAAGAAACCAGGAGGCGUCCGCAGUCGAGUCGUCCGUCCCACCAGAUAGAUUCGGACGCCCAAGGGAAUACUCACGGGAAGUUACAACUAGCGCGACUGCAAGAGCGCUGUCGUCAGGAGAUGGCAACAAUCAGCUGCCAAUUAUUAGUCGCCCAAGUCCGGGUCAGGCAGCAGCUGGCGUUGGAGGGAUGCCAGUUAAGGGUGAACUUUUCCCACCUAUACGAGCCGGAUCGUUAUCAACGAAGCGAGAGGAGUCUUUGAUGCAACCGACGAAGAAAGCAGUCAUCAAGGGCGGAAAACUGGUCAUAUCUUAUCCGAUAGUUCAAGAGGACAAACUUAGCGAAGCGAGUCCUUUGAAACGGAUUGCAACUGUUGAUUUGGCCACCGCUGCCAGGCAAGACAAAGAACGGAGAGUCAACCCUGCAGCACCUCAGCAGCUCAGCACGAAUAGGUAUAGUAGACAAGCUACCAAAGAAUUGCAGCGAAAGAAAAUUGGUCGAGAUUCUGCCACGGGAAAAACUAGGGCAUCGACUUUGGAGCCUAUCGAGGAGCGAGCGUCAGCGUCACAGGCAGCAUCUUCGGCCGUGUUGUCGGCCCCUGCCACUCCCAGUGGUGAUGUUCGGCAGAGGUCACCGAAACAUAUUUCACAAUGCUUUCAAGGCACAUUUCCAUCAGUUAUUCCAGCUAAGAAUGCUUCCGGGUCAGGAAGUAAAAGUCCCACUUCACGGAAUUCAAGUUCAGGGGUACCUUUGAAGCCGCCGCCCCGAUCGCCUCUACGACCUUUCCCUAAGAACACCACCAGUGCAACUACUUUGAAAGGCCCAGAUAAACCGCUCGCCGAAACGCUAGAUCGGACUGAAGAUCAUGUUGAAGAGUUGAAGAACUCUGCUGCUGCCCCCUCUUCGCAGCAGCAAACUUCGCAAACUCCUCCCUCAAGAAGCGAGAGCGUCUCUCGAAGAAAAUCCAUCGUCUCCCCUGGUAGGACUAUUGACGUUCUUGUGCCUCCAGUGCCUCCUCUUUCGCCGAGGGACGUUGACUCCAGCUCAUACUACCAAUUGGAAAGGAAGUCAAGCAAGCAACACCGAAGAAGUGGGCCAUCAUCAAGCAUUCCUCGCAGCGGAUCAGUUAAAAAUAACAUUCGCCCAUCGAGGAAGAGGCCUAAAACGCCUCCACCAAUUGAUGAAGUGAAAUCGUCAAAAACUCCGGUCCAGCUUCGAGAAACCACGGGGCUUCCCAGCCAUCCCAGAGCUCGGGCUGCAGAAGCUUCUGCCAGUAAGAGCCAGGACCCAACGGUCAUGUUCGUCAACAGUAUCGACUACAAUGAUCCUAGUAGGGUUCGUGACAUCAUUGAUGAAAUAGCAACAGACUUGGCUGCAAAGGCAGAUCGGGGCAAUUCUGAUGACAAAGUUUCAGUGGUCCAUCGACCACGACCAAUCCCUCGAAAGUCACCCAUCACGCCAUCAGGUUCGGCAAAAGAAUCACCGACGGUAGGAUCAACAAGUGAUCUUCUACCUCCGAAAAAGGAAGGGGAGGCAAGAUUGAAAGCCUCAAUUUUAACAGCUACGGCCGGAGAGAGUCCUAGCCAGCCGCCCCCUCCGCCGCCUCCACCUCCGAAGAGCAAACCUCUGGAACCAGCGAGGACCAAGACGUCCGUAUCUCUAUCCAAGACAUAUAACCCAGAGGUGAAGGCAUAUAUAACUCCAGUGGCUCAAACAGGCAUCACCCCACCACCGACUAUAUUACAAACCCAGGCCUCUCAUGACCGAGCUAGGCCAGAGAAAAACGUCAACGAUAGGGAUACCGUUGCCAAGGUGACGCCUCAAGAAUAUGACGAGCCAUCCCCAUCCGGGAAACGCAAGGAGGACGCGACCAGGUACUUGUCCAAGUUCAGCAUAGCCACAACUAUGAGCCCGGAAGACCCGCCGUCUGCAUAUCUUCAAUCGCCAGCUUUCAAGCUUCUUCGAUCGUCACAGGAAGGAUUGAGACGAAGGUCAUCUCCUAUCCUCCCGGUAAAUGAUGCUCGGGAAUCAGUCACUCCUACUUCAAUCGUGAUAGACCAACCAGGAGUCCAGUCAAGUACACCGUCGUAUGCGAAACAGUAUAUCAGAGAACAAGAUCUCGAAGCUGGCUAUGUGUCCAAGUCUCUGGGUGCUGAUCUUGUUGCUCCUGGAAUGCCUACUAGAGUUAGCUAUGCUGAUAGUGCGCUACCAAAUGAUGAGGACGACGGUAGAGAAAUGGUUACCUUCAUGCUUGACCGAAAUACCUACUAUCCAGCCAAUGCGACAUCUACGCCAUCGCCACAAAAUAGUAUGUAUGGCGGUACCGAAGGCAAGAAAGGCUCAUGGCACUGCCGUGUUGGAGAAAACCCGCCUACGUUCUCUAACCGAGAAUCUAUGCAAUCCCGCCGUUUCCCUAAACCACCUCCGCUUGAACUUCACAAGAUUUUCAAACGUAUCAAAGGAUCGCCUCCUCAGCCCCCACCUCUCGACACUGCCAAGCAGGCCAUCGAUGAAAUUCAAGAGCAGCUGAAGAAAUUCGAAGACUCUAAUAUGGAUGCUGCUGAACUUGAAAAAAGGAGAAUGUCUCUCCUCAAAGACAUAGAGAUGGAGAUGGGAAUGGAAGAAAACCGAUGGCAGAAGAUGCGCGACGAUCUAACUAGAGCGUCGGUCUUAACAGUUGGCUCACAUCCAGGUUCUCCGCUUCCCCAUGUAGCAAGCCCUUUAGCAUCACAAAACAUGCAGUCACCGGCGAUGAAUGUGGCCGAGAGUUCUCCAAAGAAUAACAGUCCCUAUCUAUCGGGAUGGGAGAAGGACACGGGGCGUCCGCGAUCAUCUGUCCUUUACACAGCCGAUCAAGUGCAGAUGAGUCGUCCUAGGAGAGUUCCUGAUAGGUUUCAGGUUACCACCGCAAACAAUACGUCCGAGAUUUCGGAGCGGGUUGCCCGAGAAGGGGUCUCAAUCACUACCGGGAACACGUCGCCAGUUGCGCCGUCGUCUCCCUCGAAUAACGAAACAUAUUCAAGGCUCGGAAAUAGCAAUCGUGAGCAACGGCCAAACCAGAAAGAGGAGGUCGCACCUGCCAAAGGCGUUCUGUGGAAGUCAGACAACAUUAAUCAAACCCCCGAAAUCACGAAAUCACAGAUUGCCCUGUGGAACUCCGCCUCUGACUCUGCAAUUCAGUCAACUAGGUCGCUAUCUCCUGGCCCUAGGCCAGAAACUCGAAAGCCUAGAGAAUUCUCUCCCGUGGAGGAAUCUGGACUCUGGGACAAUCCACCAGAAAGCUUCAUACCACAAGCCAAAUCCCCCAGCCUGUGGCGCGCAGCACCUCAAUCACCCAAAUCACCACCACCAUCGCAAGAACCCGCCACUCGCCCGCGCACACUGAGGCCUCCACGGAAGAGCAAGCGUAUCUCUUCACUUCCCGACAUUUUGGAGAAUCCAGAGCCUUUGGAGAACAAUCGCGACGCCUUGGGUAUCUUUCGAUUCCCCUGGGGAGAAACAUCCGAUGCAGCUACAUUGUAUACACCAUUUCAGAACCAAAUGUUCGUGCUGCCAGGCAAUAUGGAUGCAGGAGUUCCUCCGAUUUACCCAACUCUGGAACUUCAGAUGCAGAUUCUGAGAUCCCAGCAACAGCCAUCCUCGUAUUUUGAGCACUACGACGACGAGGAAGAGGCCGUCGAAAACAUUUCCGAGGAUUCGGAUAAUGAUAGUUUUUACGACGAUGACGAGUAUGAGGACGAUUCCUUUGAGGAAAGAACCCUUUGGGAGAUUGCCAGCUUGCUCAAAUCUGAUAGAGUUCCUUCCAGGGAGAGCUUGUUUCCCAACAAUAGCAAUACUCUUCCUGGAUCGUUAAAAACGCUGGAAACUACAGUCCCUGUCAGACCAUCUUCAGUGCCGGCGGCACGGCAACUUGCAGAGGAAGAGGAACCAGAGCACACUGAGAGCGAGCCAUCUCCCGUGCCACUGUUGCGCCGGGAAUCUUCGUCACCAACUCUCCCACCGCCAGAAGUGAGUCUCUGGGUCAACAACGUCCAUAUGCCUCCUAGCACAGUAAACCAGGGGCUUUUCCAAGACGGUAAGCUAUGGGAUACCUAUGUUGAAAUAUAUAAAUCCACCGCGCGCGCUCCUCUCAGGCAGACCAAGGCGUCGGAUAUCACCAGCACCUCACUCUGGAGUCAACCAGCAAUCAAUACUGGCUCACCUCCUAUUGCGUAUUUGUGGUCCGGCGAGUCCAAGUCACAGUCCACGGUAGAGGCCACCGUUGAAAUCACGGAGAUAUCCCGCCCAAAUACCCCUGAGCCAGAGUUUCUAUGGUCGAUACCAGAACCUACCCUGGACGAAGAUGUUUUUGGUCUGCCACAGCCAAAGUCAGAGCAUUGGGAUCACUAUAACGACCUUGGGGAAGUGAUUUUGCGCCCAAGGCCCCGAAAAGGCGGUCAUUUGAACAUCGAGAGCCAAUAUCUGUGGAAACAGGGAACCCCUCAAGAAGAGCAGACAAACAAAAAGCUCUGGUUGGAAGGAAUCACGCCGGCAUCGCCUUCUGAUGGUACUAAUGAAGGGGGCACUUCACUAGCCACUGACAUGACAUUAUCAAUCGAAACGCGAAUCAAAAGCCAAGAGUCGGAAGAGGGUGCCAUUUCCAUUGAAGAGCAGCCCACCUACGAUACAGGUAUUAUCAUUGGGCCACAUGACGAUAUCGUAAUAUCCAACCCUCGGGGUAACGAUCUAUGGGUCCCCAUUUCCACACUUCCCCUGGAUGAGGAGGAGCACCAAGGCCUGUUCAAAAUUCAACAAGGCAGCUACCAGCACGACAAGGGAUAUCGCAGAAGUUCAAAGUCCCCCGCAGCGCUAGAAACUCGUCCCACGCCGCGAUCAAGUCGUCAGCCUCUCCAAAAGCUUGAGUCGCACGCUCUCUGGGCACCGGCUACUCCGCAAACAUUUGCUCAGGACUGGGUCACGCUCUCUUCCGUCCGACCCAGCACUCCGCCCGGCCAACUGUCUUAUGAGUCGGGCAGCGAAUCGCCCGUUUCGGAUAUAUCCUCGGUGUAUUCCAACGUGACUGGCGAAUCCACUGUGGCCAGCUUCCUUACCGGCCAAGCCUCCGUGCAACUGAAGCCGCAUCUCGUCACAGACGCAGACUGGAUGGCUACUCCCAAGGGAACAACAGGUCCUGCUACCCGGCCCCGGAACGAGAUUGCAAGAUCGGUACCUAGCUGGGCCGCAGCUCUUCACGAUCCCCCCGAAAAAGCUGCUCAACCACCAACGGCAUCUGCUUCGCAGCCAGAACAAGAAGCACUGCAGUCCACAAACGAGGAGACCCAACCUGCCGUCGCUCAGGUAGAUGCAGGAGAAGAAAUAUCGGCGCCAGAGAAACAACCAAACCCUCUCAGCCACCGCCGGGAAACCCAAAUAGGCGGCUUCGAUCCCGCAAGACACCACCCCGUCUUCAACGUUUACAUCCUUGACACAUCAAACGGGGACUACCACCCCGCUGCCGAGGGUUACAUCCAUACCCUGGUAAACAAGAACCCAGACUUGAUUCAGCGAUAG
Messenger RNA from Metarhizium robertsii ARSEF 23, 6366 nucleotides. RefSeq lists its product as uncharacterized. The transcript has 4 exons. Lineage: Eukaryota; Fungi; Ascomycota; Sordariomycetes; Hypocreales; Clavicipitaceae. Bases 1 to 6366 code for a protein of 2121 amino acids. The record is from RefSeq and is a predicted model, not a curated record.